AUGAAGCGUCACGCCACAGGCAGGUCUACAACCAGGCUCGUGGUCGCGGUCUGGUGUGCCCUCAGUCUAUUGCGGAGCAUCGACGGCCUCUACACGGACUAUGAGCUAUGCACGGGAAGCCUAGCGACUGUCGAAGAUGGCGUUUGCGAUAGUUCCAACAACAUCGCGUCUUGCUUGUACGACGGGGGCGACUGCUGUCCGAGCACCUGUGUGUCAAGUGCUGGACUGUGUACGGAGGACACGCGGCAAUGCCUGAACCCCUCGGCGAGCGACUACCCUUACGCCGAGUACGGGAACUGUACGGCGAUGUCAGGACACUUGCCUUACAUCAGCGACGGCUACGAUGGGGGCGAUUGCUGUCCGUCGACAUGCGUCGUCUCGACCACCGAUUACUGCCCCGAAGAUAAUAGCGAGUGUGUCGACCCAUUUGCCGUCGACUUCGGCUAUCCGGGUUUCGAGAACUGCACCGGGUAUCCGCCAAGCAUGGGUAACGGGCUAUGCAUCCCAGAUAACAACAUCCCGGAGUGUGGGUACGACGGGGGGGACUGCUGCGAGUGCUCCUGCCAACCGGCACAGUUUAUGUGUCUCGGACGCUUUGACUGCCUAGACCCGUCUUUCAAUACCACCGAGUGUGUGACGAACACCACGGCCUGCUCUCCUGACCUUUCGAGGGAAUGGCUGGUGGAGGACACCGCCAACGCAAUCGAGUUGGCCAACGCCAUCAAUUGCACGGGCGGCACGUUUGACGUGGAGUGGCGAGGCAGCGUAAUCGUCCCCCAGACGCUGUGGAUAUCGCAGGGAACUACUGUCAACAUCACGGGGGUGGACACCACAGCGAGUCCAGCUGUUGCAGACGGAAACGGAGAGUCUCGGAUCUUCGGCGUGAUCAACUCUUCUCUGAAUCUACACGGGAUGACACUCUCCAACGGACAUGGCGUCGUAGGUGGGGCUAUUUUUAGUGCGUUGGGAACGGUAACGUUCAGCGGGAGUAGUGCAUUGGUCAACAACUCGGCCGAUGAGCACGGGGGGGCGAUGUUCGUUGACGGCGGGGCGGUGUCUUGGGACGGUGACAUGAUUAUUGCUGAUAACUCAUGUUCCUGGGAUGGAGGCGCCAUUCUCAUCCGCAGUGCUGGGUCUGUGUCAUGGAGCGGCAACACGACUUUCAUCGGCAACCGAAUCUACAGUUUCGGCCACAACGGUGGCUUUAGCUACGGUGGAGCUAUCAACGCUAUACUCGAGUCCAACGUGUCUUGGACCGAACAGACGAGCUUCAUUGAUAACCGCAUAGAUGUCGAUGCCGUCGACCGUGAGGUGGUGUGCUACGGCGGGGCCGUGGCGGUGGACUCGAACAGCUCGGCAAUCUGGAGUGGGAGUACAUCGUUCGAGGAUAACGAGGCGUGUUUUUGCGGUGGCGCUUUGCACGCAAAUGACACUGGCAUUUUCUCAUGGACGGGAGAAACAGUUUUUUCCAACAACCAAGCAACGAGCGGUGGCGUUCUUUGCUUGGAGUGGUACUCGAGUGCUUCCUGGUCCAAUUCGACAGCCUUCGUGGGGAACAAUGCUAGCGAGGACGGGGGCGCUCUUUAUGUAACAGAUAUCUCGUCUGUUGCUUGGACUGGGGACACCAGGUUUGAGGGAAACAGCGCGAGGAAUGGCGGUGCGGUUCAUGUCAGUAGUACCUCCUCUUCCAUAGCGUGGAGUGGAGAGACGACUUUCGAAGGAAACUUUGUAUCUGGAUCUGGUGGCGGUCUGUUUGUAGGGGAGGGCGCGGAGGUAAAUAUGACCGGACGGACGGACUUCUCGAAUAACCACGCCGACGUGAACGGGGGCGCCGUGGUAUCGGCCUUGAACAGCGUCACAGACGCGACCGAAAGCGUCAUUUCGAUCGACGGCAUCACCUCGUUCUUCAACAACUCGUGCCAAAGCUGUGGUGGAGCCCUGAUGAUCAGCGGAUCAGUAUCCCUUUCCUUCGCAUCUGACGGUACACAGUUCCUGCAAAAUGUUGCUGAAUCCGCGGGCGGGGCCGUCUGUCUCACAGGCGUUGGGGAAGGCCCGACCUUUAGCGGAAUUCGUUUCGAUUCAAACUCGGCGCAGAUCGGGGGGGCUGUGCGCUCCACGGGAUCGGGGACGACCAUAUUGGCUACCGGAGAGGAGUUUCCGGUGACGUUCACUGGCUGUAAUUUCACAGGGAACUGGGCGACGGCCUCGGGGGGGGCGAUGGAGAGCGCUGCUGGAAAGGAUUUGGUGGUGAAUUCCACGUUCUUGGGCAACACGGCGAGUCAAGGGGGUGCCGCGAGGUUCGCUGGCUCAGUGUCGGUCUCGAACUGUCUGUUCAUGAACAACCAUGCAGACGAGCAAGGAGGGCCAGCGUUAUCAAACGUGGGCUUCAUGGAGGGCAUAGAGGCCUGUACAUUCGCCGACAACGAUGUUCUCUGCCCUUCAGGAUUUUUCCUGGACUUCGUCGAUCUCUUUUCCUUGUUUGUCCUACCGUGUGUAUCAGACUGUGCGGUGUGCAGCGAUGGGUUCGCCGAAUCGCUGUCAUUCACAUGCAGCAACUGCUCGGAUGGCAAGGCAACCGUGGUGGCGCUGGUGGCGUUGCCAAUUAUGGUGAUACUGGGGCUGAUAUUUCUGGUGUACAUGGUGUCGAAGGAGCGCGAUCGCGAGCGCGACGCUCCCCCCCCGGCGGGACCAUGGCAUCGGUUGAAGCAGCUUCUUCCUCUGCAGUCACUCAAAAUCAUGAUCGUUGUUUGGCAGAUCUUGACCGAGCUCGCCUCAGUCGCCACUGUGUCCUUCCCUGACGUCUACGAGCAAUUCCUUGACGGGACCGCCUUCCUAGGCUUCGACUUUGGGUGGAUGCUGUCCGCCGGAUGCUUCGUCGAUAUUGACUUUCACGACCGCGUGGUGACAUCCACGGUCGGGCCACUGGUGGCUUUGGCCAUCCUAGGGUUGACGUAUAUCGUGGCGCGGUGUCGAAAUCGCUCAUGUGACCAGGCUCUCCAUAAAGUCCGCCGGAAGCACGUGUCUAUGGCUUUGUGGGUAUCGUUCCUGGUGUAUUCGCCAGUUUCAUCGACCAUAUUCCAGACGUUCUCUUGCGAAACGCUGGACGACGGAAAGACAUAUCUUCGUGUGGACUAUCGCAUCGACUGCGACUCUUCCAAACACCUGGCGAUGGAGAUAUACGCGGGGCUGAUGAUCUUCGUGUACCCGAUCGGCAUUCCGCUCGUCUACGCAGCCCUGCUUUUUGGGGGGCGUGACGCGCUGAAGAUCGCGGCUGUCCCCAACAUGGAGCAGUCGCGUGUGCAGGCUGCUGUCCAUUUGUCCUCUCCAUACCGGCCAGGUUGCUUCUACUACGAAGUCAUCGAGUGCGCCCGGCGGGUGUUGUUGACAGGUGAAUCAGUUGUAUCCAUAGUUACUGGCACUGUCUGA
Messenger RNA from Ectocarpus siliculosus, 3426 nucleotides. NCBI's taxonomy places the organism in Eukaryota, Phaeophyceae, Ectocarpales, Ectocarpaceae. The record is from the annotation of a GenBank genome assembly.